CCUAGCAGAAAAGAGACGAACGUAUUUGGACGCGGAAACUCAAAGAUUAAGUUUCYUUGCCUCUUUUGUACAAAGAGUAGGUUCCAGUAGCUUAAGCAUCGACCUGAAAACGAAGCGUCUAUUGCCGUUACACAGAUGAGAUUGUUUAUCUUCACCGGCCUAAUUUCUGCAGCCGCGGCCUUCAGUGCGCCGGCUGCAACUGUAGGAAAAUCAAGUGCCACUUUGUUCGAAGACCUGACGAGCACAACGCUUUCCCGCGCUUCCGACGGGCAGGCCGUGGUCCUGCCGUCGCUGUGGCGGUCCAACACCCCGUUCGGGAUCGCAGACGAGACGGCGGUGUGCGCAUUUCUGCGCCACUACGGCUGAUUUCUGUGCUGGGAACAUGCGUCGCAACUGCGUGACAGAGUUCUCCCAGCAAACAAAAACGUCAAGCUCUUUUUCGUCGGAAUAGGYUCCGCCGAUGCCGCAAAGGAGUUUGCCACCCAACUGGACAUCGAUCCCGCAAUGUGUUUCGGCGACGAAGGUGGGGCGAUGGGAGAUGCACUCACCCUGGAAAAGGGAAUCAAGACCAUGUGGAACCCCCCCGCCGUAAACCAGAUGAUGGAACGAAACGACAAGGAAGCCCUCGAGGAGCUCGGAAACUCGUACAAGAACGCUGUCGACAAUGUUGGUUUUCAGAAUCUYGCUCCACCCAAUGCGAAAGACACCCUGCGACAAGGUGGUACAUUUAUUUUCCGGGGAUCGGAACCCAUAUUUGAAUACUACGACUCAAAGGUMGGAGACAAUGCCGACAUCGAUUCGAUUCUGGCCGCCAUCAACUAGAGUUUGCUGCCUUCAAACCUCUUUGGUUCUAUGGGGAAGAGAGAAUGACGUCGAGUUGCAUACAGAUUUUCUGUUUCGCCUCGACUGAGAAAAAAAUUCAUCCCCAGAGGCACACGGAGGUUGAGGUCGCCUAGAUUAGGUUUAUUGGACGCCAAGCCAUAGACUAUCGCUAUCGCUACACUACGAYCAAGUACAAAAUAACUAUUCUCGACGCCAACCCUGGCAAUUGCGUUGCGUUCCGUUACGUGGCGUUGCGUUUAGCAUGUAUGUUCGUCAGCUGUAAUGUAGGCAAGAUAGUCUCUCGAUUGUAGAACAAUAACUAACUCCAAGUUGG
Molecule: messenger RNA, 1156 nt
Organism: Pseudo-nitzschia multistriata
Lineage: Eukaryota; Bacillariophyta; Bacillariophyceae; Bacillariales; Bacillariaceae
Source: the annotation of a GenBank genome assembly